UUAUUGUUUCUCACGAACCACAAAUCAGAUCCCUGGGUUUCAGAUCUAUAAGUGCUCAAAUAGACAGAAGUGAUAGUAGUCGUCACCGCGCACAUUUCUCGCUCGUCCCCCUUUCUUACGAGUUGUUGCGCUUGUCUCUGCUCUGAGCUUCCGUUGUUAGGGCUUUUUCCUUUUUGGUUCUGUGAUUCUCUGUUUCUUUCACAUUUCGUGGCAAUGGCGGACGGUUAUUGGAGGUAUGGAGACGCAAGGCAGGCUCCUAUGCCUUCCCUCGCCGGAAAACGUUCUCGCUCUGAUUACGAUGUCCCUGGCGGUCACGAAUUUUCCAGUUAUUUUCCUCGUGAUGAUGAAAGAGGUGGACCUCGUGUUAAUAGAGAUACUGAAUCCAUUAAUGCAUCCUAUGAUCGUUAUCUGCGCCAAACGCAAAUGUCAUCUUAUGGUGGUGGGGAAUCUGGUAGACCAAUGAGUGCAGGAAUGACUGGUCAUCCUGUUGAUGAUCCACGCAUGAUGACAGUUGGGGGCAUCGAGCCAGGCAUGGCUGGAAAAGGCCGGAACAUGGGGUUCGGUGGUGGAAGACCUGAAAUGUCUCUCCCCCCGGUUGGGGGUAUUGAACCAGGUCUAGCUGGAAAAAGCCGAAACAUGGGGUUUGGUGGUGGAAGACCUGAAAUGGCUCUCCCCCCAGAUGCUUCAAACACUCUUUUCGUGGAGGGCUUGCCUGCAAACUGUACACGCAGGGAAGUUUCCCAUAUUUUUCGUCCUUUUGUGGGAUUUAGAGAAGUGAGGCUUGUCAGCAAGGAAUCGAGACAUCCUGGAGGAGAACCACUUGUCCUCUGCUUUGUUGAUUUUGCAACUCCAGCCCAAGCAGCGACUGCAUUAGAUGCCUUGCAAGGUUAUAAAUUCGACGAGCAUGACCGGGAUUCAGCCAAUUUAAGGCUACAAUUUGCUCGUUAUCCUGGUCCAAGGUCAGGUGGUGGGCCUCGUAGCAGACGUUGAGUAGUGCCGUAUUCCAGGUGACAAACGCUACCUUGAUCCGCUCGAAUCAGGGAAGUUUCGAUUGUGAGGGGCGUUACAACUGCGUUACAGGAUAACGGUUACUCAGAAGUUGUUGUAUGUGCCCUUCUCUCUAGGAACCCUUGGGUCAGGAGGUUUCCAACUGAGGGACGAUUGGUAGAGUUCUGCACAUGGUUCCGUUUGGGCUAGGUUUCCGCAAACAUACUGAUAGCUGCAUAUUAGCCUUUUUACUUGCGCUACUAUAUAUUUUUCUGAGUCUUUUUAUAGUUUGAGACGGAAUGGUAUCUCUGCUGUUUUUAUGUUAUGAGAUCAGAAUUUCAUGUCAUGAGUUAAAAUGGGGAAAAAGCUGGUUCAGCAAAAGGGGUACGAAUCAAUGUCAUGUUUGGUAUUGCUCUUUUCUA
This is a messenger RNA of Macadamia integrifolia, 1409 nucleotides long. RefSeq names its product RNA-binding protein 1-like. NCBI's taxonomy places the organism in Eukaryota, Viridiplantae, Streptophyta, Magnoliopsida, Proteales, Proteaceae. The transcript has 7 exons. Gene Ontology annotation, molecular function: mRNA binding. Bases 214 to 990 code for a protein of 258 amino acids. The record is from RefSeq and is a predicted model, not a curated record.